AUGUUUAACUUCAUUUUUCGUUUCUCUUGUGUAUUUCUAGGUGGGCUGUUUGGUGAGAACGAUGAAGACCCCAGCGUAGAGAAUACAUUCAAAUAUGCUCUUUACAGAUUAAAUCAUGACCGCACGAUUUUGGAAAAGACAAAGGUCAUAUAUGACAUCCAGCGUGUACCUCCACACGACGGCUUUUUAGCAUCUAAGAAAGUAUGUUUCCAAGUUGGUUUGAAUUCCAUUGCGUUGUUUGGUCCUCGGUCGUAUAUGGUGGCUUCCUAUGUGAACUCAAUGUGCAAUGCCUUGAAGAUCCCUCACAUCGAGGUUCGCAUGGACCACUUUCUCUCGGAUGUCCCCACAUUCUCAAUCAACCUCCACCCAGACAUGCACCAACUCAGCAGGGCUUAUCUAGAUGUCAUCCAGUACUUCCAAUGGAAACAAGUACUCGUCAUUUUUGGUGACAAAGAAGGCCUGCUCCGGUUACAGCGUGUCAUUAAGGCUCCGCUUGGUCACGACGCCCACAUCUCAAUCCGUCAAGUUGAUGAUAGAAACAUGAGACAAGUUUUGCGAGAAGCAAAGGACAGUAAAUGGAAGAAUUUCAUAAUAGAUCUAUCAGUGGAAAAGUCAGCAAUGUUUCUCAGAAUGGCAUUACAAGAAGGAAUGGUAGAUCCAUACCAUCAUUAUAUUUUAACAACUUUGGACGUUGAAACAAUUGAUAUGGAGGACUUCAAACACAACUUUGUGAAUUUGACCGGCUUUCGAAUUGUGGACCCGGAUAACAGCUACACGAACAAAAUAAUGCGGGACAUGGAGAUAUACGAAAUCCAAACCGAUUUACAGCUUCUCAACAAAAGUGGAUCCAUGUCAUACGAAGCUGCCCUUAUGUUUGACGCCGUCUACCUCUUCGCCAAAGGUCUUGAAGAUAUGGCAAAACAAUCAACAAUUCCUUUAACAAACCUGACUUGUGACUCAAAUACUAAAUGGAUAACUGGCGCUAUGUUGUAUACCUACCUUAACACGGUUCAGAUGCGUGGUCUGUCAGGAAAUAUAAAGUUAACGAACGGUCGACGAAUGGACUUUUCCUUGGAUAUACUGCAGCUAAAGGAAUCUGGACUACGUAAAGUCGGUGUAUGGAACUUGAAUACAGGAACAAACUUUUCAAUUCCACAGACAGAACCUGCCCCUCCAUUCGGGAACAAAACAAUGGUGGUGACAACGAUAUUGGAGAAGCCAUAUGUGAUGGUUAAAGAUGAAAAUGCCGAGGGGAAUAGUCGGUACGAAGGAUUCUGCGUAGAUUUGCUGCAUGAGAUAGCACAAAUUGUUGGAUUUGAGUAUAUAAUUGAGUUGGUGCCCGAUGGCAAAUAUGGCGCCCCAAAUGACAAUCUGGAGUGGGAUGGAAUGAUACGACAUUGAUUGACAGACAAAAAAGCCGAUUUAGCAGUGGCAGGUCUUAGCAUCAGUUACAUAAGGGAGCAAGUUAUCGAUUUUACCAAACCUUUUCUCAACCUCGGAAUUAGUAUCCUAUUUAAAGUUCCAAAACGUGAAAAACCAGGGUUAUUUUCUUUCCUAAAUCCACUCGCCAUAGAAAUAUGGUUGUACGUAAUCGCUGCCUACCUUGUCGUCAGCUUUACAAUAUUCAUUUUAGCCAGAUUUAGCCCCUACGAAUGGUAUAAUCCCCACCCUUGUAACCAAGAUGCAGAUACUGUUAUGAAUUCAUUUACAUUAUCAAACAGUUUCUGGUUUACUGUGGGAACAUUGAUGCAACAGGGUUCCGAUAUCAACCCGAGAGCUGUGUCCACCCGUAUUGUAGGCGGAAUUUGGUGGUUUUUCACACUGAUUAUCAUUUCGUCAUACACAGCCAACCUUGCGGCGUUUCUUACAGUGGAACGUAUGGUAUCCCCUAUCGAAAGUGCCGAGGAUUUGGCCAAGCAGACUGAGAUAUCCUAUGGGACACUCGCUGGCGGAUCUACUAUGACUUUCUUUAAGGAAUCCAAGAUAGAGACUUAUCAAAGAAUGUGGGCCUUCAUGGAGAGUAGAGAACCAACAGUUUUUACAAAAACAUACGAUGAAGGUAUUCAGUACGUUUUAGAAGGAAAUUACGCAUAUUUAAUGGAGUCAACAAUGAUUGACUAUAUAACGCAACGUAACUGUGAAUUAAUGCAAGUCGGUGGACUUUUGGACACGAAAGGAUAUGGAAUCGGUACACCAAUGAAUUCGCCGUAUCGAGACAAACUAUCGCUAGCAAUUCUAGAAUUGCAAGAAGGAGGCAAAAUCCACGAACUUUAUAACAAGUGGUGGAAAGCAACGGGUACAUGUAACCGCGAUGAAAACAAAAAGGAAUCGAAAGCGAAUGCUUUAGGUGUGGAAAAUGUGGGCGGCAUAUUUGUAGUUCUCCUUGCUGGUUUAGCGCUUGCAGUUGUUGUAGCACUGAUAGAGUUCACCUGGAGUUCAAAACGAAAUGCUUCAGAAGACAGAGUCAGUAAGCAGUCUGUAUGUUCUGAAAUGGCAGAUGAGCUUAGGUUUGCCGUUCGCUGUCAUGGUUCACAAAAACCACGAUUUAAAAGACACUGCUCAAAGUGCAAAUCCACGAGAGCGCAUAACCCAACGGCUCACUCGGAGACACAUGUCGAGUCUCCGAAUGGCAUCAUUCAACUUCGGGAGGUUCGUAAAUCUCCGAGAGCGACCGGAACACCGAGAGAUUUUGAAUACGACUACAAACCGGAUUACAAACAAGAAUUCAGUGGAGAUUAUUUACAUGUAGAUUACAGUGAUCCAGAAUCAUAAUGAAAGAUCAAAUAUUGGAAAAAUAAAUUACAAAAAAAAAAAAUUU
Octopus sinensis (East Asian common octopus) is the source of this 2818-nucleotide messenger RNA. Its product is annotated as glutamate receptor ionotropic, kainate 2-like. Gene Ontology annotation, biological process: monoatomic ion transport. Gene Ontology annotation, molecular function: glutamate-gated receptor activity. Gene Ontology annotation, cellular component: plasma membrane; postsynaptic membrane. The record is from RefSeq and is a predicted model, not a curated record. NCBI's taxonomy places the organism in Eukaryota, Metazoa, Mollusca, Cephalopoda, Octopoda, Octopodidae. The transcript is spliced from 14 exons.